AUGGAUAUGUCAAAGAGAUAUUUAGAGGAAGGUGUGGCCCUUGGUGCAGGUCUGGUCCUUGCUGCAGGUCUGGUCCUUGGUGCAGGUCUGGUCCUUGGUGCAGGUGUGGCCCUUGGUGCAGGUCUGGUCCUUGCUGCAGGUCUGGUCCUUGGUGCAGGUGUGGCCCUUGGUGCAGGUCUGGUCCUUGCUGCAGGUCUGGUCCUUGCUGCAGGUCUGGUCCUUGGUGCAGUUGUGGCCCUUAGUGCAGGUGUUGCCCUUGGUACAGGUGUGGCCCUUGGUGCAGGUCUGGUCCUUGCUGCAGGUCUGGUCCUUGGUGCAGGUCUGGCCCUUGGUGCAGGUGUAGCCCUUGGUGAAGGUGUGGCCCUUGGUGCAGGUGUGGCCCUUGGUGCAGGUGUGGCCCUUGGUGCAGGUCUGGCCCUUGGUGCAGAUGUGGCUCUUGGUGCAGGUGUGGGCCUUGGUGCAGGUGUGGCCCUUGGUGAAGGUCUGGCCCUUGGUGCAGGUGUGGUCCUUGGUGCAGGUCUGGCCCUUGGUGCAGGUGUGGUCCUUGGUGCAGGUCUGGCCCUUGGUGCGGGUCUGGCCCUUGGUGCAGGUGUGGCCCUUGGUGCAGGUGUGGCCCUUGGUGCAGAUGUGGCCCUUGGUGCAGGUGUGGCCCUUGAUGCAUGUGUGGCCCUUGGUGCAGGUCUGGCCCAUGGUGCAGGUGUGGCCCUUGGUGCAAGUGUGGCCCUUGGUGCCGGUCUGGCCCUUGGUGCAGAUGUGGCCCUUGGUGCAGGUGUGGGCCUUGGUGCAGGUGUGGCCCUUGGUGAAGGUCUGGCCCUUAGUGCAGGUGUGGCCCUUGGUGAAGGUCUGGCCCUUAGUGCAGGUGUGGCCCUUGGUGCAGGUCUGGUCCUUGGUGCAGGUGUGGCCCUUGGUGCGGAUCUGGCUCUUGGUGCAGGUGUGGCCCUUGGUGCAGGUCUGGUCUUUGGUGCAGGUGUGGUCCUUGCUGCAGGUGUGGCCCUUGGCCUUGUUUUGUGUCUUUAA
Molecule: messenger RNA, 1017 nt
Organism: Procambarus clarkii (red swamp crayfish)
Lineage: Eukaryota; Metazoa; Arthropoda; Malacostraca; Decapoda; Cambaridae
Source: RefSeq, a predicted model, not a curated record